GCGGGGGGCCGAGCGGCGCUCCCAGCCCGGCUGCGGCGGAGGGUAAGGCGGGCACGGCGCGGGGGGCUCGGCCGGGGCGGUGGGAGAGCCCCGGGGAGGGGCGGGAGGAGGAAGGGAGGAGGAUGGGGAUGGGGAUGGGGGGGGCCGGUGCCUCCCUCCCCCGCCGCGCUCUGCGGCACUGCCGCAGGACUCCGCGCUGCUCCCAGCCCCGAGCGGCGGAGGGCGGCGGGGGAGGAGGAGAAAUGGCGCUGCCGGGUGUUCCCCGCUGACAGCGGGCCGAGCGCCGGGCCCGGGGGGCUCCGCUCCGGUCGGAGGGGGCGAUGCGGUGCGGCGGGGCCCCCGCUGCGGCCUGCCCCCACCCCCGCCUUCCCGCAGAUACGGUGCUGGAUCGCUGCUGGGUUGUUUUUUUUUAUGACUUCUGGGGGGUAAAUAGCGUUUUGUGCGGCGCUGCUGUGGGAUUUGGAGCAAAGUGACCUAUUUUAAAGACCUUUUUUUUUUUUUUUUUUUUCUCCCUCGCUCUCCCCCACCCCCCCCCACCCCCCCCUCGCUCCGAUCGGCCGAUCCCGUUAGCCAAAUAGCGUUCCCCGACCAUUUUAAUGUGUCAGAUGAAAGCAUCUCGCCGAGGCUCGGCCCUCUGCACCCCGCGUGGGGGAGAGGGAUCGCUGGGAGCAUCGCCGGGCCCUUCGGGUUCACCUUUGUCACCGGCAAAGCGGAGAUACGGAGCGAUGCAGGAGAACCAUUGUGCUGGGCGCGGUGCGAGGAGAGCCGCGGUAAAAUGGUCGUUGUCAACCGCGGGGCUGGGGGGAAAAAAAUGACAGAACGGCGUCGGCCUGCAGGACUUGCCUUGGUUUGUGUCGGUGCUGGUUCUCGUGCUGCAUUUCGACAGGCGGUGUUGCUGUGGCGGUGGUGGUGACUAGUUGAACGCAACGCGUCGCGUCCUUCACCUCUGCCUGGCGCGGUGUGAGGGCCCCGCAUGGCAAGGGCAGAUUGCUGAGAUGUUACCUGAAGGUUUGGCUGCUAUCGAUUCCUUACUGUUAAGGCUAUUUAUAGGGCGUGGGACGUGGGCUCUUGUUUUGUGCGUUUGGAUAAAGGUUAUCGGCUUGGAGUGCUUCGAAUGAAACGUUCCCAAAAUACCAUCCCUGGCGUUACGUGUAGUGUUGAAUGGUACGGCUCAGAUCUCCUGAGAAAUACUGCUCGUGGUGGCACCCCGUGAUGCUGAAAACAUCCUGGAAAACCGGGCUGUAUUUUGAGGCUGGGGAAGGUUUGUUUUCAUGUUCUGCGAUUACAAAAUAACAACUUCUGUUGCAGGAAGGAGGAAUUUAAGAUACAUGUGUCUUGAGACUGCUGGGAGCACCCGCAGGUUUCUUUCUGUUGCCCAUUCCUGUAGGAUUGUGUCCCUUUCUGCUGCUGGCAUCCCAGGGCAAACCUCAUCAGCCCAGGCUGGGCCUUCCCGUUGGAUUCCCCACAGCACCCGCCUACUUCUGAUGGUUCCUUUGCUGUCUGUAGGACCCUCUUCCCUUUGUCUGUUGGCUCAGAUGCACUGCUGAACUUGAACCUCAGUGCAUCCCUUGAACUCCAGGGAUGUUUUUCUCCUCCUGUGUUAAGGAUGUGCUGCUAAAGAGAAAGUAGUUCCAGUAGAACAGCCUAAAUUACACUUAAUCUCGUUGAAAAGCCAUCUGAAGUAAAAGAUCUUUGGAUAGUUUGAUUAUUACUAUUACUGUUAUUAUUAUUUUGCCUUUAACUGGGCUAAUGUUAAGUGCUGCACGCAGAGGACCAGACGUUGGAGUUAAAAUUAUAUACAGAGAAGGUGACUUAGGCCUCAAGUUGGACUAUUGGAAAAAGUUAUCUAUCAUGUCCUCCAAUUGGAUUCUGCUGUAGGCGAGGCUGGAGAAUGUUAAAUGUUUACUUCCAUGUAAAUAACGUUUCCAUUUGUGCAGCUUUCAUCUUUGCCUUAUCCAUGCAGUUCAUCAGGUCGUGUCACUGGAGUGACAUUUUUUUGAUGUGUUGUAAGGCAGCCCCUGUUUGUGUGCUUGGUGAAAUAUAUCAGAAGAGAAGCAAAUAUCACACUAAUAAUUACAUCUUCAGAUGUAUCCUACCGGUGGAUUUCCUGUAACCAGGAUGUGUUGUAGAGAACAAUAGACGUGGCAAAGAGUUCAGGGGGUCGUUUUAAAGAUGUUGGAGUCGCUGACUGCAGUGGGGUUCCACCUGGACACAACCUGUGUGGUUCCAUCAGGUGCUUCGGGUACGCUCUCUUCCAGUUCUCUUGUCUAGCAAAGGAACGCUGGGUGUGCUGCUGCUCUUGCUCUUCUGCAAGGCUGUACCUCUCUUCUUGCUUUGUAGAGGCUACAGAAUAUUUGCAGAAUAUUCCUCGUGCGGUUUAUUUAACAGAAUAUUUUGUCCUGUAAACGUUCAGGGUUGGUCUGGGUCUCCAUGAACCAGGAAGUGGUAAAGAAGCUGUGAUAAAUAUCACUCCUCCUAUUCCAUUCUCAAUAUGUACUGGAGAACUCCUCUAGGAUACCAUCUUAGUAAUUAUGCAAGUGUUUUCUGGUCACAUUAAGAUCACAUUGACAAUGCACAUAAUGUGUGGAAUUGCACACCAGGGGCCCUGAGGAUCCCUGGCUGUUGGUGCUGCCAGUGGUGAUGGGGCUUUUGCCCUCUGAAUUACAGUGGUUAUGGGUGGCCAUCAGCUGUCUCCAGUUCAAGCAUGCCGUGGGGUCAGAGGGCUUUUUGUUGUGUUUCCUCACUCAAAUGUGGUCAGAGGGGAAAGCUUCACUUCAGCUCUGGACUAGAGGCACAUCUGCACUGCAUGGUUAUCCUGUGCCUGGCAGCAGGGCUUGGUUGUGGAUGACUUUGGUGUCCUCCCUUGGCUAACCUUUGUUGCAGUAUGGGGUGGCUUCGUGCCUGCUGAGGUGGUUGGCUGUCCUGCCUACCAUAACUUGUGAACGUGACCUCUGCCUUCCACAAAACGCUCUGCUCAGUGCAGAGCAGAUCUCCAGUCUGUGCAGUCCUGUGCUCUUCAGUGGGCUCCCGAGGCCCCAGAAGUCCGUUUUGUUGCAUGGCCCAUCUUCCACCCCCUGUUCCACGUGUGUCACUGCGGUGACUCUGCCCUUUGACCCCGCAUGAGCCCCUUCAGCCUCAGCAGCAGAAAGCAGACCCAAGGAAACAUCCAGUUGUGGUGUGCCGUUUUGGUGAGCUGCAGCGGGUUGGUGUGCUGCUGGGUGAACGCUGGAGAACCCCAGCACUGAGGUGGGUUUGUGCAGCCAUGGAGCCACGGUUUGACCGGAGAAAUGCUUGGAGAUAGGUGGCUGUUGGUGGCACUUUUCCCAGAAUACAUGGCAGCUAGGUUUGGGGAUUCUUUGUUCUCGUUGUUCUCUAAUGGCUGAGGAGAUGCUCAUCAUACAUUGAUUUCUGCAUUGAGAAGAGGCUAGAAAAAAUUCAGUGGAUAGAGGGUCAGAAAACCACUAAUCCCCUCAUGUGAAGUUCCAGAGGGAGCUCAGCUGUGCAGAGCUGCAGCACAAAGAGUGAAAGCAGAACUUAAAAUGUAGGAACAUGAAAUUAGAGGUGAAGCGCAAAGUGUCUGAGGGGAAAAGGAGUGCACAAAACAGGAGGAAAGGAUGGAGAGCAGCUUAAAGCACAGUUGGCUUUUAAGCACUGUAUUCCUUCCUCCUUAUCUGACUGCUCAUUUACAGUACAAAACAUGGAGGAAGAAAUACUUUCUGAAGGUCCUUUGAAACGCAGUAGGCAUUAGGCAGCACAGUGGGUGCUCCAAACAUGGUUUCUCAAAGCAUUUUUUAAAACAAAUAUUUGGUGAUCACUGAAAUUACAGGUUUUUUUUUGUUUGCUUUUUUUUUUUUUCAGUACCAAAGGGGAGCCAUUGAGAACUCUUAAUGCUUUGUCAGAAAUUAUUACACUGGUCACUCUUGACGUUUUUAUUUUUCUUUUAACGUCCUGCUAAACCCUCCUGGUUUCUUUGGCAGAAGAAAAGGCAAGGUAGCCACUGUAAACACAGCGGGAAGCAGCCAAAGCAGCAAUACGUUUUCUCUAAAUAGAAAAGUCUCCCUGCUUUACUCAGCUUGCUGUGUUGGUUGGGCAUCUACCUGGGGGUGUGGAGGUGAUGUCUCCCUUCUCUUGGGGGCACGAUGGGGAUGGCCCAGCAGACUCUGACCACGAGAUGAUGGCUCCUUAAUAGGAGCGGGCAGCGGGUGAUAGUUUUGCCUGUUGUAUUGCUUGGCUAGGAAGAGUUUUGAUUUUCUCUAGAGCUCAGGAUGGGGUGACAGCAUCGGAUUUCCAUAUUGGAUAUUGUCCUUUGAAAGAGAAAGACCAGAAGUGUUUUGUUUGGGGGGAAGCUUAGACCUCGAGGAAAGAAGUGAAGCAGCACAGCGCUCAGGAGCUGGCAGGCUCUGCGGUGCUCUGCGCUGUGAUCUUCCACUGACCCCCGUCACGGCCCUGCCUGCAGCCAUGCUGAUGUUUUCUGCAUGUAAAACAUUCUCUCCUCCACUCGUGGAGUUGCUGGGACAGCCUUCUGUCCGAACGGGGUGUCUGUGGGUUUGCUCCGAAGCUUCUGCUGCACGUGUGGGAUGUCGAGUCACGUUUGAAAAGGAAACUUUGAUAUUUCAUGUUAAUCUCAGCCAUCCCUGCUUAUAGCUUUCAGUCCGCAAGGCAAUGCAUAGCGUACUUGAAUUGUUAAAAUGUGAAUAAAGUUGUUUUCAGUCUUUCUCUUCAGCUAAGCUAAAAUCCCGUUUUCUUCCCUUCUGCGCCCCGCUGCUCGCUGAGCAUCAGCAGUUGGAGCAGCCGGACCCCUCCGGACGAGCACCUCUCCUUGCUGGUUUGGCUUCACUUUGUUCUGCUCUGGGCCAAUUUCUAACCUGAGGAAAGCCUUGGGACCCAGGAGCAUGGGAAAGGGGAAUAUGUGAAUUCAAGCAUGCUGAAAGGAUGGGGAGCGUUUCUUGUAACAGCUUUUGGCUUGUUCCCCAUCCAUGUGUUCAGCCUGUUUUCCAAGCAUCCAGAAAUCCAUCCUCUUCCCUGACGUACUGCUGCUCAGAGGCAGCAGCAGACCCGUGAGCCUGUUCCCAGGGAACUGCUGCAAUGGGAUUUAUUGGAAGGAAUCACAUGUGGUAUUGCACAUGUUGGUUAUUUUUGUUUCCCUCCUCCUCCUUGAUAUGCAAUUGUUGCUUCUCACCCCGGUCCCCCCCUGUAAUUGUUGGCUCCCUCCCUCCCCCAGCCAAGGAGAUGAGAGGAGAGGUUAUUUUUGCUAAUGCUGCUUCUCAAAUAGGCCACGAGCAUACAGUAAGUAGCGCAGGAACUUUCUCCAUGGGAAACCAUCAGUUAUUAGGAUUUCUCAAGCUGUGUCCCAGUGGCAGUGCAACAUGUUUCUGGAGCUCUGUGCCGUGGUUGUCACUGCUGUCAGCUCCUCCCAGUCCCCACUUCCUUGUAACCCAAUCUGAGGGCAGAUCAUGGGAUUCGAGCACGCCUUGCUUUUCCCCGGUGCUGUGAAUGUUUGGGUUGUCUGUGUAUUCUUCCCAGAGUAAACUGCAUGCCGUGAUCCUCUUUUUUUUUUUGGCUUUGCCUGUUCCAAAAAGCAGUUGACAGUUGUUAAAAUCAGUUCUGGGCCAGGCACGAUUUGAUGCAAUUAAACUGUGUUAAAUGCGUUCCAGAACUGUUUCUUGGCCUAGAUAGCAAACUAGUUAAACUCUGGCUUUGGAAUCUAUUUCUGUAUGGUUUGACCCUGUACCCCUAGGUAAGCUCUCUACUUUUUUAGAUCUCAGAUACACACAGGGUCUGCUGUCUUCAAACCCAUGGCCCUCCCAUGUCUCCGUGGGCUUUUUCAUUACUCUCAGCUCAUCUCAGCCUUGUCUCGAGAACCAUGCACUGUGGUGAUCUCAUUCCACCACCCGUAAGGACUGAAUGCGUUGCAGUGAGAGGAUUUUCCCUGGCAUCAGCUGGACUGGUACAAACCCCACUGUAUAGCUGCUCAGUGUAUCGUAGUGCAGAGGCAGGCUGUGAGGUUGAGGCUUUUGUGAAGGUUUGCCAUUUUAAUUAAAGAAGAAGGUAAGCCAGGCCUUGACAAAAUCUCACCCUGGCGUCUAGAAGUGCAUAUCAGCAUUGGGAAGGAAAUAAUGAUGUGUUUCAGAGGCAGUGCCUUACUGAGAACGCCAGGCUCCUUUUCCCUUAUAGGUUAAUUGCCGUAUAGGCAAACCUUGAACUCUUACCUGAGUUUUUGGCUUAAUUUUCCUUCUUCCCAUUCCACACAAACCCCCCUCUAACUCAUGCUUUGAAGUAUUUAAAACUAGGUUGGUCUCUGGCUGGAGGUGCGUGGUAGAACCUCAUGUUAAUUCUUGCUGGGACCUGCCUGUUUUGCAGCAAGAAUGCAGGCAAGCCCAUCUGAAUGCUGAUCACCCGUCCUUGGUGGAGAAUGGGAGAUUGUUUUUCCUCCAGUGAGCACAACACACGGGCAGGUGAAGCUGAGAGCAUCACCAUUCCAGAAGCCAUGUUGGCUACCCAGGGGUGGGCAGGAGGUGGGAAAGGUUUGUGAGGAUGCUGGGCUCAGCUGGUGUGCAUGGUGGUCACCGGAGAUAUUUCCCUCUCCCAGUAUGAGGAGAUGUCGCUACAAGCUGCUGGCUGAGGCAUGAACCAGGCUCCUGCUGGAUCAGCUCCUUUGCUGAAGGCCUAUGAGCAGUGCUGGGCUCACCAGUCCUCAGAAUCCCACUUUCUUGUUGGUUGGAAAGAUGGAGCUCAGGGUCUCAAAAGCUAAAAUGACCUGGAUUCAAGAAAAGUUCGCUGUGUUUGCUUUUUGUCAUGCAUAAAAUCAGUUGUGGAAAAAGCAAGACCUCAUCCUUACUGCUACUUUUGUUUUCAUUGCAAUACACAUGUUUUAAAUUUGUUUGCAAAGCCAAGAUUGGACAAAGGAUGUGUUCCCGAUUUGACAAUAACAAGCAGAGCGCUUGGGAUACUGGGCUAACAUGAAAAUAGUUCAUUUAUAAAGAGCAUGGCUUGUGCUCACUGCGUUGCAAAUAGAAGGUCAUAAGGAAUGUUUAAGUAAUUAUUUGUAGUUGAUUAGAAAAGAACUGGCGUUCAGGUUUUGGUACACACAUCCAUGCAUUUUUUUAAAUAUUUUGGUAAAACCCCUAGAUUUUUCCAGAUCCAGGCAGUUGUCUCUUCUUCUCAAAUAGCCCCAAUCUCCUAAAAUAACGUGUGAAUUGGUGUUUCCAAGCAUUUCGGGUGCUGCGUUUUCCCCUAUUGCAGGGACUGUGGGCAGUGCAGGCAGCCCAGCACCAGGGUGCAGCUCUCAGAGCCCUCCCUCUGCGCUCCCUGCUAUUGAAAACUGAUAACUGUAGUGACUAUAAAUUGAGAUAAUCACAACGCGUUUUGUCAGUAUUACAAAUAUUGUUAUGUUUAAAUAGAAAUAGAUAUCAUUAAUAUUAAUAUCACGAGAAAUGAAAUAUUAAUACACAAAUAGAAAUUAAAGUAACCUGUAAUACAGCAGGAUUGUCUUAAAUGUGUGAUGCUUUUAUACUUUCCUCUGAGCUGACAGCUUGAUAAUAGUAAUUCCCAGUUCUUAAUUUCAUCCCUAAAUCUCAAGGAAUUUGAAACAGGUGAUGAAUGCCUAUUUAUUUUUCACGUUUCUAAGGUGAGGUGCAGAAGUGCAGGUGGAGGAAGGAGUGAAUGCCCAGCACUGCCAUGGCAGGGGCAGCACCUGAGUGGAAGUACUCUGCUGUGGAUGUAGCUGCAAAACUGGACAUCCUUGUGGGGAUCUGCAGAGGCAGAGUGCAUCCCUACAUCCUGUUAGUGCAGUCCCUACCACAGCUGAAUCUCAGAUCUUCUUAAGGGUCUGGCUGUUGUGUAAUGCACAUACUGAUGUUUGCUUUAAGGAGCUGAAAGCGUUCCCACCUGAUGCACUGGGAAGAAGGAAGAGCUGUGAGCCCUGUAGCUGUCAGCAUGCUGUGCCGUGCAAACAUUGGAGGUGUUCAAGACUCAUGGAGAUGUGGCAUUUAGGGACACAGUCAGUGGGCAUGGUGGGGCUGGGUUGGGCUUGGACUUGGAGAUCUGAGAGGUCUUCUCCAACCUGAAUGAUUCUGUGAUUGCAAAAUCUACCUACCAGUUUACAUGGGUGUUGGAGAAACAAAGAUGAUACGGAGCAGCCUGAGUGGAAGGAGCGUAUCGUGUGAGUUAUGAUUCUGCUUGUCUGCUCGUUUUCUGGUUUGGAGGCACUGAGCACCUGCUGAUUUAGGGGUUUUCGCUUUGUGAUUUCAUGCCUGUGAUUAGCAUUUCUAAGUACGUGACACAUAAGGCCUCACCGCUAAAGUAUGUUCUGCAAAUACAUAACCAGAAUUACAGUGAUGGUCAUUGUCAGUCUGUCCUGACUAGUUUGAGGGUAACCCAGCAGGAUGCAGCAUGCUUUGUUGGGUCCAUGUGAUACAACAGACCUGAACUGUCUGAGUUAAGUCCCAUGAAUGGAGCUGCCACCUCCUUUUGGUGCUUCCUUAAUGGCAGCUGUUUGUCUCUUUUUCUUUUUAAUUACUGGGGCAAGACAUUGAGGUAUUUCAGUGGUAUUCCAGUGCCUUCCCAUUUUACUAUCAAACCCUCCAGAAAAUUUCAGCUGCUUGACAGAAAUCUGUGAUUGCAUUUUGUCCCAUUUUGCCAGGAUAUCUCAAGGUAGGAGAUGAACAGUGGUAAUAGGACUUGGGAGAUGUAGGGGGAUGUGAAUGCUCUGAUGUGACGGUGCCCUUAAAAAGGCUUUUUCUGGACAAGAUCUCAGAGCAAUACCUGGUUAGUUGGUGCUGCCACUGCAGCGUUGUGUCCCUAGGUUAAUAGGAAGGCCAUGUUUGUUUGGCUGUUUUGAGAAACUAUUAAUAUUCUGUCUGAAUCGAGCAGGCUCUAAUACUGAUUAGCUUGUGCAUAAGGUGGAGAUGGCAAUCUCAUUAAUUUUGUAUUUAAUUACCAAAAAGUCAAAGCAAAGAGCUUUGGAAUGAUUUGUAACCAUCGUGCUGUUCGGUGGCUAUCAGUGAAGCUGUGGUAUCACCAGGUGUUUAAUACACCUUCCCCUUCUCUAAUUCUCCUGUUUCUUUUUGCCUUGCUGUUUUUCACGUGUGUUUUGUUGUUUAAAAUUAAGUCCUAAAUAGGAGCAAGGAAAAUGGAGGUGCAGCAUCAAGUCAGGUGUCUCAAAUCUCUGGGCAGCUUCCUGCAGGUUUUCUUCCAAGAUUUUCUCUUCCAAGAUACCUCUCACUGAAGUCUGUUAUUUCUGAGCUCAGUGGCGGUGUCGAUCUGCUGAGUUCAGGUGUUACUUGAAGAAUAAAUCUGCUUGUGACGUGGGCAGCUGGUUUGUGUGCUUCUAACAUGGGCUCUCCUGAGCCUUAAUAGAUACAGACAAGGUAUGAGUGACUCUCACUGCAGGAAACGUGGGCUUCCAUCUGCAGAUGUGGCUUUCUGCAUGCAUGCACAUCUCGAAGUUCCUCUGUCUCUGGUGCAGUGUGCUGUACUUGCUCUGCAUGGAAGGUGUUCUGUAGAACAUUUAUCUCACAGGGAAAAUAUAAUUUUGUAAAGCCUUUCAGUAGCAGUGGUUCCAAAUUGGCAGUGACUUAGGUGUGCUUUGCUUUGCUUUGUUCCAUUGCAGUAGAAGCCACUUGCCUACAUAACUUGAAAACAAGAAUAAAACGAGCAUUAAACAAGGUGGUGCUCAAGGUGUCCGUGUGGGCCAACAGUAACCUCUUAACUUUAAUCUUCCUGGCCUGGCAAGCAUUGGGAUCAUCACCUUCUCCUGCUUGGAACUGCUCUCCUGGGCCACAUUUCCAAGGGAGGAUUCUCUUAGCCAUGGGCAUGUUGAGUUUGAAUUAUCUGAGUGCUACCAGUCGGGAGUUGAAGAUUGCAUCUCAUCUGCCUGAGAGCUCCUCGCUCCCGUGGGGGCUUUGCUUUUUGUGUGUGUGUGAUGUCAUCAUUCUGCGAGGUCUGCGCUUCGGCAUCCUCCAGGAACACAAAACCGGGGGACGAGACCAGAAUUUCAAAUGCAAAAAACAAGCAGAUCUGAUUCUUCCUCCCCUCCCUCCCCCUUUUUCUUUGAAAGGAGCUCUCAGGCUGACUUCUUACAGCAGGAAUUGGUUUAACAGAAUAAAAGGGUGUGAGAGAAGCACAGUUAUUUCUUUUCUCUUCUUGAGUUCUUCUCUUCCUGCUGUGUGUGCUUAGGUAGUAAAGGAUGUGAUGCACAUUAUGUGCCAGAUGCAAAUGUAUUUCUAUUUUAUAAAUAUCUUGGUCCCCCUUGCCUGGGGGAUCUGCUAUCUUUUAGUGUAACCUUUCUGUGUUUCCACUGUUUUGCAGACAUCCACAUAAGACCUGCAUAGCUACUUGUGCACUGGUUGUGCACCCAGCAGCCCCUACAUCGGGUGUUCAUAUAAAUGUCGGUGGCGCUGACAUCUUUCCUCCAGGACUGCAGGGUCAGAGGAGCAGCCAAACCCAAGGGCAGGGCUGAUAGAACCGUGCUGGUUCUGUUCUGGCCUGUGGAAUUCAGUGUAAGAGCUGCCUUCCGUGUGGUUGGUUGGCUGCACUCAGCAGCGUGGCCCAGGUAGAUACCGACAGGUUUGUUGUUCUUCAGGCUAGAGCUCUGGGUAUUCCCUCAGUCACAGUGACUUUGCAGAAUAAUCUGCAGAUGGAGUGAUUUUAGGUAAUUGGAGGCCAUGAGCUCUGAACGUGGGUCCUUAGAGGGUAGGUUGGUGGUCUCCAAGAAGAUGUCCGGAUGCAGUAAGAUUGUGGGCUGCGGCACUGCUGGAGCUGGAACUCCUUGUCCUGUUGCCUUCAAGAACCUUGACUGGUGCUUGGGUGCUCUUUAUAGCUUCAUCCCAAAAGUAAAAGCUGUUCUCUGGCAUGGUGUGUUGAGUGCUCAGUAACUCCCUGUCCAGCUGGGCUGCAGGGCUGACCUGCAUGCGUGAUGAGGGAGCAGCCCUGGCUUUCUGUGUCAGUUCUUGGGUAUCGGGGGGUUGUCCUACUUUCCCUCCUCAAAAUACAGGAUCCUUAGAAGUUGUAGAAUGGACACCUGACUUUCCCUUUGUUUAUUAGCCAACAGGAGCAGUCAGCAAAUAGAUCAUCCUUUUCAUAAAGGAAACGUUGCUUGAAACUUAACUGUGGUUUUCUUUCUUAUUUGUCUGUUCCUACUGACAAACAAAAGCCAUAAUCCAUUAUUCCAAACUGCUGAAAAAGAGGCUUCAAAAUGCCAGGUAUGAAAUUACGCCUCCCGUUCAGGUACCGGUAGGAAACGGCGCGUGAGAUGUUUUAGAACCCACAAAGAAGAAAGUUCUUUGUAUGUGUGAAUUUAGUAUUCACAAAAGGUGUCAGAUUGACAGCCUGGGAGGCUGUGGAGAUUGGAAUGUUAUUUAUCCCUACAGAGUAGGUGCAGUGCAGCCUGCAAUGGUGCAGGAGUUGUGUGCAUUAUUCUGCUGUCGCACCCUACUGGUGCCCUUCGUAGGCAGCCUCUAGGGGCAAGGAACACUUUCUCUGUGCCUGUUUAGAGCUGUGUGCUUGGAUGAAACUGUCAGAAGGAUGUGAGGGUUUUUGGCUUUGGUUGUUCUUUUUUGUGAUGAGGGUGCUUGUCUCCUGAGACCCAAAGAGGUGGGAAAGGAAUUUGAUAAUGUCUACUUUGGAGCUGCUCCUGCUGCACAGACAGCCCUCAGCCACCGUGUUCUCUGGCUGUGUGCAGACUGCUGGUGUCAGGUCAGAAGCUGCUAGCCAUCCUAGUUCUGCUGUGGCACAAAAUUGGGUAAAUAGUGCCAUUCCUUAAUGUAACAAGCUGGGCACUGGGUGAAACUUGGAGGAAAAAAAAGAGAAAGUGAAAAACCCCAGAACAAAAACCCAGGCUCUGAUCAUUUAACAGUUGGCUUAAGAGCCAGCGUCAGACCUUUCUGUUCUUGCUGUGAGCUUCUGUGGUCUUAGGUCGCCUCUUAUUCAUAUACUUUACAUCUUGUCUCUAAGCUGAGAGCGUUUGUUGCAACUCUACUAAGUGCUCAACAAAUAUCUUCAGUGAAAGUCUAAGUCUGACGUUUUGCCAGUUAAAUAAUAGCUUAGAUGAGCACAUUUUUCCAGACCCACUGUAGGCCGUGAUGAAUGCCCGUGAACCUGUGACUGGAGAUCCCAUAGGUGUGGCCUGCAUUGCAUUGACAUGGUUGAUGUUAGUCAUGCAAAGCUGUCUUCCUCAUUCUGCAGACUGGGGAGCAGUAGGUCUGAGUUGUAAUCAGCUUUCUUCAAGCCGUGUUGACAGUGUUUGGAUACCAUAGACUGACAAUGAAUCAGCUUCAGAAUGAGUUGUCUUUAUUUCAGAGAUAUGACUUUAUUUUACUUUUAACCAUCAGAACAAAAGCAGGUAGUGAAUACAAAGGAAAAACAACAAAACCAAAACCCAACAAAACCAAACCACAGCAGAUGCUGUCUUUUUGAAAGUGUCCAACAACCCUCAGCAAGAUCUGUCCCGCUGCUCGUGUGGGGCUGUUCCAUGGCUGUCCUUGCUCUCUGCUGCGUUACUACUUCUGUAUCUCAACAGAGCCAGACCACUAUGGUGUGUAUUUGCAGGCAACCCCAAGGAAACCCUUCAGACUAUGCAUUUUAAUCCCACUCAAGCUGCACAACGUGGUUGUAGCUCUGGGCAGCAGCACUUCUAUUAUCAUCAGCCUCCAUGUGCAAUGGCAUGCUUGUGUCCUAGGUAGCAUGGUCUGGCUUUGCUGAAGUCACUUACUGCCUUUGGAUCUAAGGCUCUUCAUGAGAGCCACUGCUGCCAGCCAGCAAAGUGCAGGCUUCCAGCUCAAUGCCCACCUGCAGUGAGUGCUUAUGGAGGAGCAUAAGAUUAUUUUAAUUGGCUUUUUCUUUGCAAUACCAUUGCUUUACUGCAUCUCUCAAAGGUCAGUGUCAGAAAAGUCACUUGCUGGUAGCUCCCUCCUCAUGCAAAAGCCAAGGCCAGAGUCCUUGAAUCAGGUAGGACAACAACCUUGCUUUCAGAAAGCCUAAGGGAGAGCAGGCUCCACCAUAUCUCAAUUAACCUCUUCUUUAAAGGCGCAUGAAAAUGUCUCAUCCAUCGACUGAAGCAAUCAAAUUAUUGUUCCCCUCAGCUGAAGAGUAGAGGUGGAGGUGGUCGCUGGUAUAUUUUUUUCAUUCAUUUGCUUUUGUGAAUGAUCACUGAGAACAGCUGGAUUAAGCAGCCUUGUGUGUGACACACAAAGAACCUGUGAAAUAUAAAAUGUACUAUUGGAUCUGUGCUUUUGGAAUAGGCCAAUUCCUGAUUACAUCUUUCUGUCAAAUUUAGGAUGGAUGUGUUUUUACUGUAGCUGAAAUUACCUUUUCAGCCUUAAAAUACUUUAAUGCUUACUAGGUACAUUCAAGCAGCUCGAGUACUUCAGUCUAGAAGAAAGUGCAGUAUUUCUUGCUUGGGAGCAGUGGAAUUGGUAUAUAGCAGAAAUGUUUCUGAAGAUGCUUUCAGUCAGAGUCAACCCACAUAGAAUGGACCUUGGGCAGGAGACCCUGCUUUGUGCACAUUGCUUUUGUGUUGUUCCAAGUAUGUCCUUCAGGUGCAAACGUUCACCUACCUCCUCCAUGCUUCUAUCAGGACAACCUGGGGAAAAGAUGGACCCAUUUACCUUCUGUGUGCGCGGUGACCAAACCUGUCUACCUAUGGAGAGGCAGCUAGGAGGCAGGGAACCUAAGUCCACAAUGUGAUGGAUGUUUUAGUAAACCAGUGAAGAUAGCUCUUGUGUGUUCACUGGGUGCACUCUGCUGAAAGCAAUUCCACUUCUCAGUUCUACAGUGCCUGCAGGUGGUGGUAUCGAAGGAACCUGUAGCGCUCGAGCAGUCCAUCCGUGCAUCAUCCCCCUUGUGAUAUAUAGACAUCACAGUGAUGUAGGCUGAUUGUCACAGGUUGGCUUGCUUUGUGUAAGUUUGUGAAACCAAAGAAAGGAGAGGUUGAGGCUGAUGGAGAGCUGGAGGUGUGCAGCUGAGGGGAGGAAGGCAGCGAGCAGCAAUGGGUUGGCAGGGAGCUGACAGGAUGAGUUCUGACACUUUCUAAUUUUGGAGUGCUUGCCUUUGUAACCUUCAUAAUUUUGUUCUAAUACACUAGAUACAAAAAUCACGUUGUACGUUCUGAGGAAUUUGGUUACUAUGGUAAUGGGUCUAUAAGUACAUAGGAGAUAAGAUGUCAGCAAUCAGAACAGCUGUAAUUUAGCACACAGGCCUGCGAUUGCCUGGAUUGGGGAAGCAGGCCGCUACAAACUUCAGCUUCAAUCUCCUGCUUUACUGCCAGAAUGCCUGAUCCUGUGUGAAAGUGACGUCAGAGCUUCUACAAUAAAUCUUUCAGUUUUAUGGAAUUUCAGCAGACAUGCCCGAAAUUUCUGGGUAAACAGAGCACAUACCUCCCUCUGUGCCAGGGGAGGGAGGUCUCUGCUUUCCCACCCAGCCUCCGGGUGCACCGCCAGCAUUUCUCAGGCCUGGGGAUGGAGAGGUUACAAGGGGGGACUGUCCUCGCCAGGACAAAGCUGGCAGGCUCACUCGGAAGGACGGAAUGAGCCGGAGGAUUUGCAGUAAUGGGAACAUGGAUGGGACCAUACGAAGCGUGUGGCUGUGCAGUAACAACAGAGAUCCUGCAUGAAGCUGUGGUUUGUUAGGGAGGGGAGGAUAUGAACAACUUGGGUAUAUCCGUUGAUAACAUGGUGACUGUGGGACUGAGUGAGGCACAGCACAGCUCUGCGCUCGUCCCUCAGGGUGAAAAAGGGAAGAGAACUGUUGAAACUUUUGAAGGCGGCGCAGCAAAAGGAGUAAAGUGUGAACUGACAAAUGAUAAAUGCAAACUGUACAUCAGUCUUAAUCAGUUCUUAAAUUGGCUCCUAAUCCAAACAGGAUGGGGUUCUGGAGCAGCCAUGUAGUCAGAGUGGUGGCUUUAAGAAGCCCUCAGGGAGCUGGCCAUCAUUUGAUGCCUGGAUUCUAUCAUAUAUCUGCUUAAAGCAGUAGGUACAGGACUUAGCAGGACCUUCAGUGCUGUGAGCAUAACUGUCCAAUUGAGACGUAUCCAGCAGCUGAACCACUGCUGCCUGAGUUGUUGUGUGGAUUAGUUGAAAUAAGCAUACUCAAAAGAGUGUGCUUGUUAUCUUAACACACAUUAAAACCUCUUGUUGUUGUAAGUAGAAGGCAUAGAUGGAAGCAGUGUAGGCCUUGCAGGAGCAACAUUUCCUCUGCUAGGUAAAAUAGUGAGAAAGAUCUUCUUUGCUGUUGUUUUAUUUUGGUUUUUUGUGUGUGUGUGUGUGCUUGGGCUAAUCCUCUUGCUGUGUGCUAUUUAAAAAGUUUUUCUGCUCAGUCAUGUGAGGACAGGAAGAAUAAAUACUUAGCUUGAGCUGGAGUAAAACAGGACCAAUCGCUGUCCCUUUGGGGAAUUCCGACAGGAAAGGAGGUGCUCAUGGGAUGAAAUCAUGGCUCAGUGAAGGUACUCCACUUAUGGGAGCAGAGAACCCAGCAGAACAAAGUGUGCUGCAGCAGAAGACUUUCAAUGAUUCUGGUGCUGAAAUAAGCUGUUUUUUUGGACCUGCUUUGAGUUACAAACCAAAAUAAGAGGCUUACAUACGUGUAUGUAUAUCCCUUCUACACGUGUCCUGUGCUAAACAAAAUGGACCCUUCUCAUAACAAGGUGUGCUUUGAUGAACUGAUGCUUGCCUGGCCCUGGAAGGACAGCGCUGUGGAUGUGCUGUGUUGUGCAUGGUCCUGGCAGUGGGUCACGUCUCCAUCAGAGGUGCCAGAGGCAUUCCCAGAGCCCCACCUGGCCGAGCUGAGGAUGUUCUUCCUCCGGGAAACGUGCAGUCUAACAGCAGUGUGUGCGCCUCUUGGAUGCCGCAUCUCUGGAGUAAUUUCUGCAGGUUAGUUUUGCUCUUACAGCUUAGAUGGUUCAUCCCUUUUCUGUUAUAUGUGUAUUUGGCUCAUACAUUUUAUGGGCUGUUCCCUUGUUCUUGAAGUCUGAGCACUUCCCAUGGCUUGCUUAUGUAUCCCUUUCAACUCUUGCACCUUUUCUCUUGCAGUUUAGUUUGUCUUCUCGGACAUUUACGACUUCUUCUAAGCCUUGUACUGUGCUUUCAUUUUGCUGCUGGUGGAUGUGAGUGGAGAGCGAUAGUCAGGAGCAGACUGGUAGAGAUUUCCUUAAUGUUUCUUGAGAAAUUCUGUGUUAUAUUUCCAACUGAUUCUCUAUUUCUGUUUUUAAUUUGACAUCAUCUUCAUGUAACUUAUUUCCAUUGAACUGUCUGCCCAAGGCUCAUCUCACGUGAGUUAGGUUUAGUUUAGGAGUAGGGGUGGGGUUGACCGCUCAUUAAUUUUGAACUUUCAUCUCCUGUUUUGGUUCUCAUUCACAUUCUUUAAGGAUCCUGUGUCAUUUUUGGUACUGCCUACCCAACCCAUGCACAAUUUAGGUGUUUUUGUUUUCCUAUUGGUCUGAAAGCCUUCAUACUGCUUCCUUUCAGGCCUCCUUUCUGAAACAGUGCGAUACUGCUACUUUUUAAUUACUUCUUUUCUCGAGGGUAAUUACCUAUAUUGUGGGUUUUAGUAGUCUAAGGUCAUCUGUCCUGAGCCCAAAACAGCUGUUUUGCUUCCAUUUGCUACAUUUCUCAUUCUGGGGUGGAAUUAGUUAGUGGUCAAGGAACGUUUUCUUUAAAUUCUGGACCCAUGGGGACAUCUGUGCUGUGAUGGGCAGCUGGAAUUUCCCAGGACUUGGCCCCUGGACUCAGUGGGCUCCCAUCGGCUGCCUUUCUCCUGACCACUGUGCAUGCCCUGCACUGGGACUGCAGGCAACGCAGCAUCAGAGAGGCACAGAGCUGUCAGCAGCGUUAGGGUGGUGAUGCUCCGCGGAGUGCAGGAAAAUAGUUGGCAGCCACUCUGAACCUAAUGAAUUGCUAAAGAAGGCGGGCAGAAGAUUUCAUUUUUUCCAGUUGUCUUCCUCAUAGCUUUGCUAGCCUAAGGAACUACUAAAUUUAGAGCUGACCUUCAUAAUAAAUAUACCAGAACUAUCACAAGCAAAGCGAUUCGGAGGUAGUAGUGCUGGGGAUGUCAGUAUGGUUGGCGCUUCCUGAACAUUCAUGAGGAAUGAACGCAGGCUGUUCUGCAGGUUCAACUUCUGAUCCAAUUGGAUGUUUUGUUUUAAUAAAGGGAAAAAAAAAACAAGCCAACGGGCUGCUUUUUGGCAUCAACAUCUCUUUCAGUUGCACCAGUCAGUGUUAUUUAAGUGGUAAGAUCUGUGGUGGAUUUGGCAUUUCUCAGGUGAGUUGCAAAAAUUACCAAUUAUCAAAAGUAAUAUUUUCAGAUUAUUGGUAGUGUUAGGUGUAGUCAUGUUUGUUUGUAACUGGUGCGUGUAACUGUUGUGAACAUGGGUAUAGUUUCUACAGAGUAUCUGUCUUUAGCACAGGAACAGACUUGCCUUGUUGGUUAUCUUUACUACUACUUAGAAACAGUGAGAAAUACGGAGCGCAGAACAGAAUGGAAAGCACAGGAUAACUGGUGCUUCCAUGACCGCCAUUGGCUUUACUGCUGGUGCAGAGCAUCGCAACACUUACACCCAACCCAGAAGCACAGAUCCUGAGCUAUGGGGAACUUUGCUGCCUGACCCUCUUGCUGGUGACGUUCCUGGAAAGUGAACACGCAGGCAGCACAGCUCAGUGAGUGUGCUGGGUAAGUGAUUCAGGGAGCUGGUGAUGGACAUUUUAGUGUCAGAAUCUUGAGAGGAAAUCAAAGUAAGCCACACAGUGUACAAGAGCACGGAUAAGAGAAAUGCAAGCAGUAUUCUAAGAUAAAAGUGUCUUCCUGAGGCUAUUCUGCGAGGAAGUAUAACACAAGGAAAAAAAUACAGGUGGUGAAGCAGAGAAGGAAAGAAACAAAUCUACAAAGAGUUUUUUCCAGGAGAGAACCGUUCCUCAAAAACCUUUUUUCAAGUCGAGAAAGGAAUCUUACUGGAAUGCCAGGAUUGCUUUGUUGGAGGAAGAAACGUUUAUCAUGUUGGGGAAGAAAAGCCUGUUUGAACAAAAAGCCAUCACAACUCGGCACGAUAUCCAGGUACAAAUUCUUCUCAUCCCUGUAACCUCUUCCUUCUGCAAGUACAUAUGGAAGAGAAUGUGAAAGAUAUAAAGGGAACAGCAUUUCAUGAUGGUUCUUUGCUGUAAACUUCUGCUGCAGAGGAGGAGCUCUGCUCCUUUUCCAUCAGCAGUGCUUUUGUUGCAUGGGUGCACGUGGGGCUGUAGGGCUUCACAAAGUGCUCGGUGCUGUUAUACUGCAAACGAUGGAAGUGUUGGGAUGGUUGUGGGACCUCUCCUACCUCAGCCUUUGGCAGCAGGAGGGGUUUGUGGCACUGAGACUGACACUCUCAUCUUUCCCUUUCCCCCUUUCCCUUUUUUCAGCAUAUUAAAUAUUUCCCUAACUGUCUUUGGAAGAAUUCAUUUGGAAGAAUCCAUUCACCUGCACCUCUGUUUUCCUUAAUGACACAUAGUGUGGAGAGCAAGUGUACCAAAAAGAGCAAUUUUAAGAUGAUGAAGAGAAAGGCAAGUUUGUGACUGAGUCAGCAUAGUGCGUCUGAGCUGGAGCUCGCUGCUGAGGGGCAGAAUGGGACACUGAGGAAGAUGCUCUCAGUGCCUCCUGCCCCUCUUACAGGGCACAGGAGGAGCAAAAUGCUGCUUACUGCAUCUCCAAGUUUUUCUUGUUUCAUUUCUGGAAUGGUUUUUUUCCUUCUAAUUACUGCUCCAGGAAGAUCUCCAGAUUGCAGAACUAGAAGUAUGUAGUUAGCUUGGUGGGAGAGGCUUACCCAAGUGCGCAAGCAGUCUGUGGUGUGUGGUUUCACAUGGAUCCAGUGACCAAAAUCACAGCCCGUUCUGUGGGCUGGGAGAUGUGAUGGACUUCCCACUGUGAGACUUACUGAGAAUGUGAUGCUUUUGAUACCAGGUGGACCAGAGCUCAUGUUGAGAGAUGUUCUAAGGAAUGUCCACAGCAACGUGAAGGGUAAUUUUUUUCUCUCAGACGCUGCAUAUGCCAUUCAUCACAUUGCCUUUUUUAAUCUUACAGGUUGCUAUUUUGCAUCUACUAAAAGAAAAAGAGGUGUGAUUUGUCUGUGACUUUAAAAAAAUAUAAAGUACUGGGCUUGUAGGUAAAGCCUUCACCGCUAUUCUGAAAACGAACAGAAAUCUUUAAGUCAAAGUUAGGCAGCCUUACCAUCUAACUCUUGCUUUGCACAUAACUGUAAGCAGAAGAAAAAACCUUUAGUUGGUUCUUUCAGUAGUUCUGGUUCACCAUAUUUGUGAUGGUGGUGGAAAUUUUUGGUGUCAGCUGGAAGCCCUUCAGGAAGAUUUUAAUGGUGUGUUGAGGGGAUAAUUCAAUCUGAGCCUCAUACACUCCCAGAGCCUGACCCGUAUGUAAGUGGGAGGAAAUCCCUCUUCCCUCUUCCAACAGUUGCAUGGUGACACUUGUUCCCAUCUAUUUGAUGCAAGAGCAAGGGAAAAGGGUGCAAGGAGAGGAAAUUACUCUGAAAUUUAGCAACUCUUUGCACUGCAUUCAGUGCUUAAAGGAUAAGUGCAUUUAUAUCGAAAUACCAGUUCCCAAAUGGCGGUAAUGGUGGUUUGUGUUUUGUGGUUGUCAUUUGCUCUCCCCAUCCCCCGGCUCUGGGUUGGGUAAGAGGAAUUUCCAGGCCCGGUGUUUGUCUGUGUUGGAUAUUCACUGUGUUGUCUUCACCUGAAGGUGACAGGGCGCUGGGCUCCUGCAUAGACCUUAAGUGUGCUGUACAUUUUAGCAGGGAGAAACAUCUGCUGUACCUACAUUUGAUACUGAAGAUAAGUUUUUCUAAGUUUUUCCUGCAUUAAGCGUAUCGUUUGGCAGACAACUACGAUGUGAAGCAAGAUGUACAUUUCAGACGGCAAAUAAUAAUUUGUUUGUAAUUCUGUAAUGGAGGGCGGCAUUCCCGUUGGCCCUAUGAGCCAUUGCAUGGGUCCUUGUGGCUUGCCUUCUUGUACCCAGUGAAAUCCAAGGAUAGGCAGGGUGGUGGGCAGCUUCACAGUGCAUACAUCUGUGCAAGGCUUCCAUUUUGUGCUCCUGAGAUGGCUCUCUAAUAUCCCUGCUUCCAGAAGCUGACGGAUGUUGAAUAUGUUGACUCUCUGAGACUUCAUUUGUAUGGACAGCACGUGCUGCUUUUUAAUGCUAAUAAUCUACGAGCCUCUAUGCUAAUUGUCACGUGUUGGUUUCUACAAACUUCUGAACCAAGGAACUACAAAGGCUUUGGUGUGCUCAUGCUUCGCGUGGUACGAUGGGCUCUCCUUGUCAUCAUUCUCAUUGCUUGGAUUUGGGUGUGAGGCUUAGAGAGAACGCAGCAGAUGAGUGGAGGUCUCAGUGAGUAGCUUGCUGCUCAUCUGCAGGGCAAUCCAAGUGCAUUCUCUUCCCUACACCUUGGGGAGAGAAGUCUCCAAAGCAUAAGGCUUGCAUACAGACCAAGCCGUGACACCUGGCUGCACGGGGCUAUGCUUGUGCUCCUCUGUGGGAUCCUGAGGGAUCUUAGUCAUGGGGCUGGGCAUGGGAUGACACGGGCAGGGAGCUCUGAGAGAACAGGUCCUACCCCUUCCUCACCUCCCAGCUUCCCCAUGGCAGUGGUUCGAGGUGUGCCCGUGCACAUUGAAUGCUGCCAUAAUUACAGGGAACGCAACGUCUUCACCAUUCAUAGAGCUUUGUGGAUGCGUGCAUGCAGUUUCUGCUAAUUGACAUUUGUUCAGAUGAAAGUAAUUUGAUAAAAAACAUUUUGGCCUGUCAUCAGUGCCAUUUACACUAGUAAUGACAGUCACCCAGUACAUUAGUUGGCAAGGAUAGGGUUGGUCCGGUCUUGCGCUUUGGUUGUUCCUUGGUUUGUUUUGAGUCUUUUUUAGCUCCUACAGCACCCUACUGGAUUGUAGACUUGAUCUAAGCACCAAUUGCUGUGUUGUAUGCAGUGUAGUAUUCUUGUUCAGUACAAGUGGUAAAGGGGGAAACCAGUGGAAUUUGUUUUAGCCGAGUUGAGCUGCUAAAAAGUGUGAUGGCCUCAUCAUAGGGCAUUGCACCAUCGUGUCCCCAUCCACGGCCCCUGAGGCCACCAGCCCUGAGCCAUCCAAUGGGAGACGUUUGGUCCCAUUGUGCUUAACAGGAUCCAAAACCUGUAGCAGAGAGACUGCCUGGCUGCAAGAAUGUAAAACAUGUCAUUGCAGCUUGGCCAUAAUUUAGAAAACCAGCUGCUUGCUGGUCUGUAAUUGAAUUUUUGGUGCACUUUAGUUGAAGGUUUUGGUUUUUUUUUCCCCUUCCUUAAGACUCGUCUGUAUUGUCAGUACAUUUAGAGCGAUGUGCUAAUCUCAGUGUGCACCGCUUCCAGUUCCAUGUCCCCAAAACGCUCCGGUGUCGUUGCAGAAGAUGGGCACAGCCACUGCUAUCCUGCUGAAGUUUUUAUUACUGCCUGCUGUUGUUCUCAUGCUCUGCACUGAGAGGUGCUGCAUGCAGGCCGGGAGGAGCACAGCAGUGGGGCAGGAGCAGUCCCAGCUGUGCUGCGUGUCCCCUGCCCACGUCCCUGCACGCGCUGCUGCGGGGCCAUGUGACUUGGGGCCAUAUUAGCAGGUUUAUCCAAGCCUAGCCCCUCCGACUAACAGAUGUAGGCAAAAGGGCAUGCUGGGAUUGCAGCAGUUGCUUUUGAACAACAAUGUCCUUUUUGUGAGAAUCUGAUGCUUCUUAAAAGAUGGAACAUGACAUCAUUACCGUCGGUCCAAGAAGCAUUCCUUCAAUAAUACUGAGUGUGCUCUGGUUAUCAGCUCCCUUCCCCCCGCUCCAUUCUCUCCCUUUUCUGACUGAUGCUUUUUGUCUAUUGUUUCUUUCGGGGCUGUAAAUGUGAAACAGUUGUCUUUCAGUGUUAUGUGCUUGUUAGAGCUGGAAUCAAGUGGAAUAUUGUUGGCUUAUUUGAAAAAAAAGAAAGAAAAAUAACAAAAAAACUUUUCUUCCAGUCUUCAUAAAUGUAGCAGGCUUCAGGUAGGGGCUCACUUGGAGCUAAUUAUUUCCCUUCCCACGCCGUGUUCGUUGCUGUGUGAUGUAAGGAAGGUGUGGGCAGUGCAGCCUCAGUGCUGUGUCCCAGCCCCGCUCUGCUGGCACUCACAUGUGCUGUGUGUGCUGCUCGGGUGGCUCUGCACAGUCUGCGCUGAUACAGUGCGUGUGUGCUCACUCACAAGCGCAGUCUGCCAGAGCUGUGUGUUCCGUGCUUGGAUCUUGUGCUUGGUUCACCUCUGGGAUUUUGCAUUGGUUUUUCCUUAGCCCCCAGGGUUGGGCUAUCAUGAAAGAUUGUGUUGGGUUACACUAGAAAUCUUCUUGCAUCCUGACUGCUUGAAUGAAAGCUAGAGAAAUGCUGGAUUUCAGCUCCCAGCUCUGCCUUCUCUCUCCCACGCAUGUCUUCAGCAGGAAAACGGGGGAAUCUUGCAGGCUUCACCACCAUACCAAGUAAUCCAUGCUGAAGAGGCUCCAUUCAUACAGAUGAACCAAGGGUUGAGGCAGCACUUUAUACCCAGAUAGUCGGUCGGCUCACUGCCCAGCAGGAUGCCAUCAACCAGCAGAGCGGGCAGCCUGAAGGACCCCGAAAUCGCAGAGCUCUUCUUCAAAGAAGAUCCAGAAAAGCUCUUCACAGAUCUCCGAGAGAUUGGCCAUGGAAGCUUUGGAGCAGUUUAUUUUGCACGUGAUGUGCGCACCAACGAAGUGGUGGCCAUCAAGAAGAUGUCGUACAGCGGGAAGCAGUCCAAUGAGAAAUGGCAGGAUAUUAUUAAGGAAGUCAAGUUCCUCCAAAGAAUAAAACACCCUAACAGUAUAGAAUACAAAGGCUGCUAUUUGCGGGAGCAUACGGCAUGGCUUGUUAUGGAAUAUUGUUUAGGAUCAGCAUCAGACUUACUAGAAGUUCAUAAAAAGCCAUUGCAAGAAGUGGAAAUAGCAGCAAUUACCCAUGGUGCUCUCCAGGGAUUAGCAUACUUGCAUUCUCACAAUAUGAUCCAUAGAGAUAUCAAGGCAGGAAACAUCCUGCUGACAGAGCCAGGACAGGUGAAACUUGCUGACUUUGGAUCUGCUUCCAUAGCAUCUCCUGCCAACUCAUUUGUGGGGACGCCAUAUUGGAUGGCCCCAGAAGUGAUUUUAGCCAUGGAUGAAGGGCAGUAUGACGGCAAAGUAGAUGUUUGGUCUCUUGGAAUUACCUGUAUUGAGUUAGCGGAAAGGAAGCCUCCUUUGUUUAAUAUGAACGCAAUGAGUGCCUUAUAUCACAUAGCGCAGAAUGAAUCCCCUACACUACAGUCUAAUGAAUGGUCUGACUAUUUCCGAAACUUCGUAGAUUCUUGCCUCCAGAAGAUUCCUCAAGACAGGCCUACAUCAGAGGAGCUUCUCAAGCACAUGUUUGUCCUUCGGGAGCGGCCUGAAACAGUGUUAAUAGACUUGAUUCAGAGAACAAAGGAUGCAGUGAGAGAACUGGACAACCUGCAGUACCGUAAAAUGAAGAAGCUCCUCUUCCAGGAGGCACAUAAUGGCCCUGCAGUUGAAACACAGGAGGAGGAAGAGGAACAAGAUCAUGGUGUUGGCAGGACAGGAACAGUGAACAGUGUCGGAAGUAAUCAGUCCAUUCCUAGUAUGUCUAUCAGUGCCAGUAGCCAAAGCAGUAGUGUUAACAGUCUUCCAGAUGCCUCGGAUGAUAAGAGCGAGCUGGAUAUGAUGGAAGGGGACCACACGGUGAUGUCAAAUAGUUCUGUCAUUCACUUAAAGCCGACCGAAAUAAAAGCCUUUAGUAAUCGGAAUUCUUCUUCUGCCGUGUUAAUAUUUGCUGAUAAGGAGGAAGAAAACUACAGAGAGGAAUCGGAUCCUCGAACGAGGGCAUCAGAACCCCAGUCUCCUCCCCAAGUAUCCCGCCACAAGUCUCAUUAUCGCAAUCGAGAGCACUUUGCUACUAUACGCACAGCAUCGCUGGUGACAAGGCAAAUGCAGGAGCAUGAACAAGACUCUGAACUCCGAGAGCAGAUGUCUGGCUAUAAACGUAUGAGACGGCAACACCAGAAGCAGCUGAUGGCAUUAGAGAAUAAACUGAAGGCAGAGAUGGAUGAGCAUCGCCUCAGGUUGGACAAAGAUCUUGAAACUCAGCGUAACAAUUUUGCUGCAGAAAUGGAAAAGCUAAUAAAAAAGCACCAAGCAGCCAUGGAAAAAGAGGCUAAAGUGAUGGCCAACGAAGAAAAGAAGUUUCAACAGCAUAUUCAGGCCCAACAGAAAAAAGAACUGAACAGUUUCCUGGAGUCUCAGAAGAGAGAAUACAAACUCCGUAAGGAGCAGCUGAAAGAGGAGCUGAAUGAAAACCAGAGCACUCCAAAGAAGGAGAAGCAGGAGUGGCUCUCCAAGCAGAAGGAGAACAUCCAGCACUUCCAGGCAGAGGAAGAGGCCAACUUGCUGAGGCGUCAGCGGCAGUACCUGGAGCUGGAGUGUCGCCGCUUCAAGAGGCGGAUGCUCCUGGGCCGCCACAACCUGGAGCAGGACCUGGUUCGGGAGGAGUUAAACAAAAGGCAGACCCAGAAGGACCUGGAGCACGCCAUGCUGCUGCGUCAGCACGAGUCCAUGCAGGAGCUGGAGUUCCGCCAUCUCAGCACCAUCCAGAAGAUGCGCUGUGAGCUGAUCCGGCUCCAGCACCAGACCGAGCUCACCAACCAGCUGGAGUACAACAAGCGCCGGGAGCGGGAGCUGAGGCGUAAGCACGUCAUGGAGGUGCGGCAGCAGCCCAAGAGCCUGAAGUCAAAAGAACUACAGAUAAAGAAGCAGUUUCAGGAUACAUGCAAGAUCCAAACCAGACAGUACAAAGCACUGAGAAACCAUCUGCUGGAGACCACGCCAAAGAGUGAACAUAAAGCUGUCCUCAAACGGCUCAAGGAGGAGCAGACCCGGAAGCUGGCUAUCCUGGCUGAGCAGUACGAUCACAGCAUUAAUGAAAUGCUCUCUACACAAGCUCUGCGUUUGGAUGAAGCACAGGAAGCAGAGUGCCAGGUUUUGAAGAUGCAGCUGCAGCAAGAAUUGGAGCUGCUGAAUGCAUAUCAGAGUAAAAUCAAGAUGCAGGCAGAAGCCCAGCAUGACCGGGAGCUGCGUGAUCUUGAACAGAGGGUAUCCCUCCGUCGGGCCCUCCUUGAGCAGAAGAUUGAGGAGGAGAUGCUGGCGUUGCAGAACGAGCGUACCGAACGGAUACGAAGCCUGCUGGAGCGUCAAGCUCGCGAGAUCGAAGCCUUUGACUCAGAAAGCAUGAGGCUAGGUUUUAGUAAUAUGGUUCUUUCUAAUCUCUCCCCCGAGGCGUUCAGCCACAGCUACCCGGGAGCUUCUGGCUGGUCCCACAAUCCUACUGGGGGUGCAGGACCUCACUGGGGUCAUCCCAUGGGUGGCCCACCGCAAGCUUGGGGCCAUCCAGUGCAAGGUGGACCCCAGCCAUGGGGUCACCCCUCGGGGCCCAUGCAGGGGGUACCUCGAGGUAGUGCGAUAGGGGUCCGCAACAGCCCCCAGGCUCUGAGGCGGACAGCUUCUGGGGGACGGACGGAACAGGGCAUGAGCAGGAGCACAAGUGUUACUUCACAAAUAUCCAAUGGUUCACACAUGUCUUAUACAUAACUUAAACAAUAACUGAGGGUGGCAAUUCCACUGGAGCUGUCUGCCAACAGAAACUGCCUACAGACACCAGCCCAGCAGCCUCCUCAGUGCGGUGCUGACGUGUGGAAGCUGGGUGCACAUGGAAUAUUGUAUUCAUUUUGUAAAGCAUUACGUUUUGUGUUUACUAACUGGGAUGUCAUAGUAUUUGGCUGCAGGGUUUGGGGGGGGUGGUUUUUUGUUGUUGUUUUUUUUUUUGUUGUUGUUGUUGUUUUUGUUUGUUUGUUGGUUUUGUUUUUGUUUUACUUUUUGGAGGGGUCUCGGGAGGGCGUCUGAGAAAUAUAUGCAAUUAGUCAGAAGAGUUGGCUGGUGGUCGUCACACUGACAGGACAGAAGGGCCUCAGGCUGCCCGCGUCACACCAUCCGUAGGAAGUCUGAGGGAGAACAGAGACCUCCUCCCAUGUCCAUAAAUUUCGAACUGCCACCCUGCAAAAACCAGGCAAGCUGCCUUUUAAACCAACAUCCAGGGGAGGAACAGCUGGAUCUUCUGUUCCGUUUUUAUUUGUCAUUAAAGUGGAAACAUUUCUAGGGUAUUGCCUCUGCCAGGAGGCGUUUUCAAAGACUUGUAGGUAAGGAAGAAGGGUCAGAAGAGAGGCCAGGAGACACCGGGGCUCAGCAGGGCCCUUCUACCCAAGUGCCGGCUCCGUGUUGUGUCGGAAGGGAAGUUCUCUCAGAAGGCACUGGUCAGCUUCCCGAGAACUCCGUAGGUAAACCUGUUUGGAGGGAACAGGCUAGAAAUGUUAGAAGUUGUAUUCCUGCUUUAGCACUCCCUGACUGUGCUGCUGGUAGCUCAGGCAAGGUUGGGCAGAGGAGUGUAAGUAAUGCACUUGUACAGCUAAUACUGUGACAUCUCAUCUUAGCUAAGCAUCAGAAUAAUUCUUGGAGCCCAGCGUAGUCCUUUUUGCUCCAUUCAGAAAUGUUAGAUUUUCAGCCAAUCAGUUUCAAAUGCCAGAGGUGUUUUGAAGGAUGCCAUAGUCACAAAAUGCCAUUGAUCGGGUUUUUCAUUGUUACACUACAUCCACCGAUUUAUUACCUUUUUGGCUUGUUGCAAUUUCCUGUUUACAUGUAGAGUGUAGCCAACUGUUGAAAUGUUUAGUUGCCACAGUGUACCAGGAGGAGCUGAGCCAAUGACUCUUCCCAGCUGAUGACUAACCCACAUCACCACUGUAGAUCUUGCUGCAUGUGAGGCUCCUUUUUAUUAUUUUUGUCGCUGCAAUACUUUACAACUCUUACAGUCCCUUGAGAUGCUGUGAUCGUUUGGCAGCAUAUCAUGCCAUGCAAGAAGGCACUACUUCCAGAGGCUCGUUGGAGCUGCUGUACUACUGAAAGGAAGCAAAGGAGGUCGUGGAAUCAAUACAGUGAUAAAAGGUCAGGGAGACUAAUUAAGCAAGAGACUUUGUGGCAUAGUGUCAUCCCUUAGUGCUGGGAACUGGAGAUGCUGCCGUGCUCUUGUGUCAGUGCCCGAGCAGGCUGGGGCAGCCAGCACUUGUGGGGUUAGGAGGAGUGCAGGUUUGGCUCGAGGCAAAGCUUUCUGUCUUGGGGACUGACUAGCCAGGGUUCUUUGUAAAUGUUUUUCCUUGCACACUAAUCAUCUUGAAGAAAACACUAGCUGCUAACUCUAGGAUUUGCCUUUAAUAUGUUUAUAGGGCUCAAAAGCAAGGUUUUCCGAAUGUGUUUGUCCACGUGACAUAUUUAUAUAGUAAAUACUCUAGUGUCUCACUGCUGUUCAGUACUCUCAGCAGGGCGACGUUCUUUCGUUAGCUAAACUAAUGUCCACUCCCAACCCUGAACACUCCGCCCGUGUCCAGUGAAUCCCACUGGGGCUUUUAGCAUCUUGACGUAGCAUAUCACUCAGAUGGAAUGCCCAAACUGCCAAAAGACGUUUGGGCAGCCCCUUAGUGAGGAGCCUUGUAGUCCAAACAGUUUGCAGGAGUGGUCCCGAGGAAGUGACCGUUGCCCCUGCGGACAGUGGUGACUAUGAAUUGUCCUAUCCCUUCCUCUGCUCUGUUUCCGUGUGGAAUUGGAUGUUUUGGGGUCACUCUUUUGCAUUGCAAUAUUGAUGAAAAUGCAGCAAAACAGGUUUAGGUUUAGAAAGGAGGGAGAAGAAAAAAAAAAAACAAAACAAAACAACAAACCAAAAAGAAUGGAAAGGCCAACCCCCCUCAACCUAUAUUGGCGUUUACCAUGUGAGUGUGGAGUGUGUGUCCAGAGCACGGUGCUAACACGAGGGCGCGAAGCUCAGCUCCUCUAUCGCCAGCAGCAGCAGUGGGACAGGCUGUGCCCGCAGGUUCGUUCUUUUGCUUCUGUUAUGGUUUGAAUUUGGUCGAGUCUCUGGCUUAAACUGAGCUACUUCCACAGAAUUCUCUCAACCCAUCUCUUUGUGUAAUGUCGAGCAUGACUGAAUGCUGAAUCCAAAUGAUGGCUAUCCCGUAUUGGCUUUUUUUUUUUUGUAUUCAAAAAGAAUUGUGUAGUAACCAUUUUUACAUGUAUAUCAUGUGCAGACCUGGACUAUUCCAACAAGUUAAUAUUUUAAUUAAAAUAGUUUGCAAAAACUGA
Messenger RNA from Gallus gallus (chicken), 28218 nucleotides. RefSeq names its product TAO kinase 1 (gene TAOK1). The transcript is spliced from 20 exons. Lineage: Eukaryota; Metazoa; Chordata; Aves; Galliformes; Phasianidae. Gene Ontology annotation, molecular function: ATP binding; protein kinase activity. The record is from RefSeq and is a predicted model, not a curated record. The coding region runs from base 22558 to 25626 and encodes 1022 amino acids. Gene Ontology annotation, biological process: protein phosphorylation; execution phase of apoptosis.